AUGGGUGGCAGAGGUGCUGGAGGCAAUGGAGAAGCCCAAGCACAAGGCCAAGCCCGUGAGUCAGCCAUGGCGUCCGUGCAACCGACUCUUGGACCCUCCAAGGACGAACCAAGAGUGUUCGGCCUCGACAAGUUCAACGGUGACAACUUUGCUGAGUGGUCCUUCAGGAUGGAGAAUGUGUUCGACCAUUAUGACCUGCUGGAGGUGAUGGAAGGAACGGAGAAGCGUCCCGAGAACGACCCGGAGAAGAGCCCGUGGGUGCGGAAGAGCGCACAAGGCUAUCUCCUACUUGGGCAAGCGUUGGGGAGCAACCAGAUCCGUCACAUCAAGCCUUUUCAGCGUGAACCAGAGAAGGGACCUAAAGCAUGGGCUGCUCUCAAGGGUGUACACGCUCCUGCAACAGCGGCGGUAGCUGUGGUGUUGGAACGGCAAAUGGCGACACUACGGAUUGAAGAAGAUGAACCCGUGGAAGAAGGGGUGCAGAAAUUCUUCGACUUGUUGACGCGGCUUGAGGGAGCUGAUUUGAACUACAGUGAACUCCAGAAGAAGACCAAGUUGCUGGCCCUACUCCCCGAGUCAUGGUCCUCGCUCAUCAUCAAUUUAAAUCGUGAUCUGCCCCGCCUCUCGCUUGAAGACGUGAAGCGAGCGAUCCUACAAGAGGACUUCCGCCGCCGUGAGUUGGCGAGUGCGGAUGGCGCUGGUGCAGCGAGCGUCGGCCGUGGAUAUGGCCGAGGAAGAGGCAGAGGACGAGGGGGAGGAAGAUUUGGUGGCAGCAACUUCGGCGGAGGCCGCGGGAGUGGCGGAUACGGCAGCGACGACAAGAGCUACGGGCGCGGUCGCGGCCGAUUCGAUGGCGAGUGUCACUAUUGCGGCAAGAGCGGACAUAUGUGGCGCGAUUGCUUCAAACUCCCUGAAGGAUGGACCCCUGCUCAAGGCCAAGAGGGUGGAGGAGCAGGAGGAGGGAGAGGCAGAGGCCGUGGAGGCCGCGGCGGUCGCGGAGGUGGAGCCGCGAACAUGAAGAACGAAGAUAACGACAAGGACCCGAGCGGCGAUCGAUACCCGGGUCUUUUCUACUUUGUGUCGACGCAAGUACCGGCUGGUCCAGAGAAGGAUGAAGACCUUGAGGAGCCAGCAGCUGUGGGGAAGGUGACCCUACACCCCCUGGACUUUUGGGUGAUCGACAGCGGAGCUACCUAUAGCAUGACACCUCGCCCCGACUUGCUCACCGAACUUGAGCCGUCACCGGUGAAGCAUGUGACAUCGGCUUUGGGGCAGCGAGCAGAGGUGAAAGGCAUGGGCAAGGCCAUGUUCAAGGGUGCUGAUGGGAAGAUGGUGGGCCUCAAGAACGUGCUUUGGGUGCCCAGCCUUGCUGCAAACCUGAUUUCCGUGCGGCGGUUGGCGAAGGCCGGCAUGGACACGAACUCGAAGGGAGCCAAGACUUACACCGCGAGGAUUGGCGACCGGAUUCUAUGGGACCUUCAUGAAGACAGGGACGUCUACAAUGAGAUGUGGCAGAUCCCUGUGGUCCCUAUGCCUAAGGAGAGGCAAGUGGCAGCAAGCAUCAGUGCUAAAGGUGAAGCGGUUGGUAGCGGCGAUGGCGCGAACGGUCGCGCAAAGGAGAACGAGCUCAUGAAGAGCAAACCUGGAGAAACCAGCAAGCUCGGUGACCACAAGGAGAGUGGUGCAGCAGCUAAGGAGCAACACAAGGGUGAGGAGAACCCCAAGGCAGCAGCGAAGGAGGAGUACGGAGAGAGUAUGUGGGGCGCUAUUGCGAGCGCGGCAUUCUCCAACCCGACUUCGGCUACGGGGGAGUGUGAUUGGCUCACCUUGCAUCGGCGAAUGGGGCAUGUGGCCCUACCCAUCUUGCAGCAGCUAGUGAAGAAUGAGAUGGUUGCUGGCAUACGUGUGAAGGGGGAGCCCGAUGAGGUGCUUGGCUGCCCAACGUGCUUGCAAGCCAAGUUCACCCGUUUUCCGUUCCCUAGUUCGGAGGCAACGGCUAAGGCACCACUUGAUGAGGUGGUGAUGGACGUGGUGGGCCCCCUUAAACUUGGAGCUGCUGGAGCAGAGUACUUCCUCACCAUUGUGGAUGUCUACACUCGCAUGACGUGGGUGUACGUGCUGGCCAAGAAGAGUGACGUGGCUGAAACUUUGAAGACCGAUUGGUUCCCGAUGGUGGAGCGGCAACAAGACCGACUUGUGAAGUCGAUCCGCACCGAUCGUGGGGGAGAGUUCCUGAGCAAGGAGUUUGGGUUGUGGCUGAAGAAGAAUGGCAUUCGGCACUCCCUCACCAUGCCAUACUCCCCUGCAAUGAACGGCAUCGCCGAGAGGGCGAACCGCACGAUAACGGAGGCGGCACGCGGGUUGCUAAUUGAAGCCGGGCUACCCGACUACUUCUGGCCUGAUGCGGUGCGGAGCACGUGCGUGGCCAAGAACAGAGUUUUGACUCAUGUGGGAGCAGAUAAAUGGGUGCCCUAUGUGGAGUGGCUUGGCAGGAAGCCAAAGGUGGAUAUGCUUCGGGUGUUCGGGUGCAUGUGCAUGGCGCUCGUACCCAAGCAUCUUCGGCACAACAAGCUUGGUGCUAAGGCGGUGUGGGCCGUGCACUUGGGCAUGGCUCAAAACAGCAAGGGGUGGCUUCUUUGGGAUCCGUUCACCAAGAAGUUCAUGGUGAGCAGGGACUGCAAGUUCAUGGAGAACUUCAUGUACAAGGAUUGGAAGGCGGAGAAUGAGGCGAAGAUAGGCGUGCGGUUUGGGGAGGUGAAGAGUUCCGGCUUGGAGUACGUGGAGCUGCCAUUGGAACUGAGCAGCGGCAGCACCACCACAAGGCAAUCUUCCCUUGUGAAUGGGGGAGAGGAGGCCAAGGAUGCAGAGGAAGAGGAGGAGGAGGAGGUGCAGCAAGUGAGCGAGCGUGCACCGACACUCCCUUCCCGCACUACGAGUGCUCCACGGAACCGAGCUACACCGCAGCAACGCCAAGGCCUUCAAGUCCCUGCAGCUGAGGAGGAAGGAAGGGUCAAGAGGAAGAUUCAAGCCCCUAAUAGGCUGACCUAUGAUGCGCCGGGGAAGCAGGGCAAGACGGCCCUAGCUGGAGCGGCAAUGAUGGUUGGAGACGACGAGGAGAGUGAUUACGAGGAGUGUGCCUUCGCGUUCUUCUCUCCGGUGGAGAUGCCGGGAGAACCAGCAACUCUCAUGUUGCCCCUUGGAGCAGCUACGACGAUGGCUGGACCUGAAGAGAGGGGUGGCAGAGGUGCUGGAGGCAAUGGAGAAGCCCAAGCACAAGGCCAAGCCCGUGAGUCAGCCAUGGCGUCCGUGCAACCGACUCUUGGACCCUCCAAGGACGAAGCAAGAGUGUUCGGCCUCGACAAGUUCAACGGUGACAACUUUGCUGAGUGGUCCUUCAGGAUGGAGAAUGUGUUCGACCAUUAUGACCUGCUGGAGGUGAUGGAAGGAACGGAGAAGCGUCCCGAGAACGACCCGGAGAAGAGCCCGUGGGUGCGGAAGAGCGCACAAGGCUAUCUCCUACUUGGGCAAGCGUUGGGGAGCAACCAGAUCCGUCACAUCAAGCCUUUUCAGCGUGAACCAGAGAAGGGACCUAAAGCAUGGGCUGCUCUCAAGGGUGUACACGCUCCUGCAACAGCGGCGGUAGCUGUGGUGUUGGAACGGCAAAUGGCGACACUACGGAUUGAAGAAGAUGAACCCGUGGAAGAAGGGGUGCAGAAAUUCUUCGACUUGUUGACGCGGCUUGAGGGAGCUGAUUUGAACUACAGUGAACUCCAGAAGAAGACCAAGUUGCUGGCCCUACUCCCCGAGUCAUGGUCCUCGCUCAUCAUCAAUUUAAAUCGUGAUCUGCCCCGCCUCUCGCUUGAAGACGUGAAGCGAGCGAUCCUACAAGAGGACUUCCGCCGCCGUGAGUUGGCGAGUGCGGAUGGCGCUGGUGCAGCGAGCGUCGGCCGUGGAUAUGGCCGAGGAAGAGGCAGAGGACGAGGGGGAGGAAGAUUUGGUGGCAGCAACUUCGGCGGAGGCCGCGGGAGUGGCGGAUACGGCAGCGACGACAAGAGCUACGGGCGCGGUCGCGGCCGAUUCGAUGGCGAGUGUCACUAUUGCGGCAAGAGCGGACAUAUGUGGCGCGAUUGCUUCAAACUCCCUGAAGGAUGGACCCCUGCUCAAGGCCAAGAGGGUGGAGGAGCAGGAGGAGGGAGAGGCAGAGGCCGUGGAGGCCGCGGCGGUCGCGGAGGUGGAGCCGCGAACAUGAAGAACGAAGAUAACGACAAGGACCCGAGCGGCGAUCGAUACCCGGGUCUUUUCUACUUUGUGUCGACGCAAGUACCGGCUGGUCCAGAGAAGGAUGAAGACCUUGAGGAGCCAGCAGCUGUGGGGAAGGUGACCCUACACCCCCUGGACUUUUGGGUGAUCGACAGCGGAGCUACCUAUAGCAUGACACCUCGCCCCGACUUGCUCACCGAACUUGAGCCGUCACCGGUGAAGCAUGUGACAUCGGCUUUGGGGCAGCGAGCAGAGGUGAAAGGCAUGGGCAAGGCCAUGUUCAAGGGUGCUGAUGGGAAGAUGGUGGGCCUCAAGAACGUGCUUUGGGUGCCCAGCCUUGCUGCAAACCUGAUUUCCGUGCGGCGGUUGGCGAAGGCCGGCAUGGACACGAACUCGAAGGGAGCCAAGACUUACACCGCGAGGAUUGGCGACCGGAUUCUAUGGGACCUUCAUGAAGACAGGGACGUCUACAAUGAGAUGUGGCAGAUCCCUGUGGUCCCUAUGCCUAAGGAGAGGCAAGUGGCAGCAAGCAUCAGUGCUAAAGGUGAAGCGGUUGGUAGCGGCGAUGGCGCGAACGGUCGCGCAAAGGAGAACGAGCUCAUGAAGAGCAAACCUGGAGAAACCAGCAAGCUCGGUGACCACAAGGAGAGUGGUGCAGCAGCUAAGGAGCAACACAAGGGUGAGGAGAACCCCAAGGCAGCAGCGAAGGAGGAGUACGGAGAGAGUAUGUGGGGCGCUAUUGCGAGCGCGGCAUUCUCCAACCCGACUUCGGCUACGGGGGAGUGUGAUUGGCUCACCUUGCAUCGGCGAAUGGGGCAUGUGGCCCUACCCAUCUUGCAGCAGCUAGUGAAGAAUGAGAUGGUUGCUGGCAUACGUGUGAAGGGGGAGCCCGAUGAGGUGCUUGGCUGCCCAACGUGCUUGCAAGCCAAGUUCACCCGUUUUCCGUUCCCUAGUUCGGAGGCAACGGCUAAGGCACCACUUGAUGAGGUGGUGAUGGACGUGGUGGGCCCCCUUAAACUUGGAGCUGCUGGAGCAGAGUACUUCCUCACCAUUGUGGAUGUCUACACUCGCAUGACGUGGGUGUACGUGCUGGCCAAGAAGAGUGACGUGGCUGAAACUUUGAAGACCGAUUGGUUCCCGAUGGUGGAGCGGCAACAAGACCGACUUGUGAAGUCGAUCCGCACCGAUCGUGGGGGAGAGUUCCUGAGCAAGGAGUUUGGGUUGUGGCUGAAGAAGAAUGGCAUUCGGCACUCCCUCACCAUGCCAUACUCCCCUGCAAUGAACGGCAUCGCCGAGAGGGCGAACCGCACGAUAACGGAGGCGGCACGCGGGUUGCUAAUUGAAGCCGGGCUACCCGACUACUUCUGGCCUGAUGCGGUGCGGAGCACGUGCGUGGCCAAGAACAGAGUUUUGACUCAUGUGGGAGCAGAUAAAUGGGUGCCCUAUGUGGAGUGGCUUGGCAGGAAGCCAAAGGUGGAUAUGCUUCGGGUGUUCGGGUGCAUGUGCAUGGCGCUCGUACCCAAGCAUCUUCGGCACAACAAGCUUGGUGCUAAGGCGGUGUGGGCCGUGCACUUGGGCAUGGCUCAAAACAGCAAGGGGUGGCUUCUUUGGGAUCCGUUCACCAAGAAGUUCAUGGUGAGCAGGGACUGCAAGUUCAUGGAGAACUUCAUGUACAAGGAUUGGAAGGCGGAGAAUGAGGCGAAGAUAGGCGUGCGGUUUGGGGAGGUGAAGAGUUCCGGCUUGGAGUACGUGGAGCUGCCAUUGGAACUGAGCAGCGGCAGCACCACCACAAGGCAAUCUUCCCUUGUGAAUGGGGGAGAGGAGGCCAAGGAUGCAGAGGAAGAGGAGGAGGAGGAGGUGCAGCAAGUGAGCGAGCGUGCACCGACACUCCCUUCCCGCACUACGAGUGCUCCACGGAACCGAGCUACACCGCAGCAACGCCAAGGCCUUCAAGUCCCUGCAGCUGAGGAGGAAGGAAGGGUCAAGAGGAAGAUUCAAGCCCCUAAUAGGCUGACCUAUGAUGCGCCGGGGAAGCAGGGCAAGACGGCCCUAGCUGGAGCGGCAAUGAUGGUUGGAGACGACGAGGAGAGUGAUUACGAGGAGUGUGCCUUCGCGUUCUUCUCUCCGGUGGAGAUGCCGGGAGAACCAGCAACUCUCAUGUUGCCCCUUGGAGCAGCUACGACGAUGGCUGGACCUAAAGAGAUGGGUGGCAGAGGUGCUGGAGGCAAUGGAGAAGCCCAAGCACAAGGCCAAGCCCGUGAGUCAGCCAUGGCGUCCGUGCAACCGACUCUUGGACCCUCCAAGGACGAAGCAAGAGUGUUCGGCCUCGACAAGUUCAACGGUGACAACUUUGCUGAGUGGUCCUUCAGGAUGGAGAAUGUGUUCGACCAUUAUGACCUGCUGGAGGUGAUGGAAGGAACGGAGAAGCGUCCCGAGAACGACCCGGAGAAGAGCCCGUGGGUGCGGAAGAGCGCACAAGGCUAUCUCCUACUUGGGCAAGCGUUGGGGAGCAACCAGAUCCGUCACAUCAAGCCUUUUCAGCGUGAACCAGAGAAGGGACCUAAAGCAUGGGCUGCUCUCAAGGGUGUACACGCUCCUGCAACAGCGGCGGUAGCUGUGGUGUUGGAACGGCAAAUGGCGACACUACGGAUUGAAGAAGAUGAACCCGUGGAAGAAGGGGUGCAGAAAUUCUUCGACUUGUUGACGCGGCUUGAGGGAGCUGAUUUGAACUACAGUGAACUCCAGAAGAAGACCAAGUUGCUGGCCCUACUCCCCGAGUCAUGGUCCUCGCUCAUCAUCAAUUUAAAUCGUGAUCUGCCCCGCCUCUCGCUUGAAGACGUGAAGCGAGCGAUCCUACAAGAGGACUUCCGCCGCCGUGAGUUGGCGAGUGCGGAUGGCGCUGGUGCAGCGAGCGUCGGCCGUGGAUAUGGCCGAGGAAGAGGCAGAGGACGAGGGGGAGGAAGAUUUGGUGGCAGCAACUUCGGCGGAGGCCGCGGGAGUGGCGGAUACGGCAGCGACGACAAGAGCUACGGGCGCGGUCGCGGCCGAUUCGAUGGCGAGUGUCACUAUUGCGGCAAGAGCGGACAUAUGUGGCGCGAUUGCUUCAAACUCCCUGAAGGAUGGACCCCUGCUCAAGGCCAAGAGGGUGGAGGAGCAGGAGGAGGGAGAGGCAGAGGCCGUGGAGGCCGCGGCGGUCGCGGAGGUGGAGCCGCGAACAUGAAGAACGAAGAUAACGACAAGGACCCGAGCGGCGAUCGAUACCCGGGUCUUUUCUACUUUGUGUCGACGCAAGUACCGGCUGGUCCAGAGAAGGAUGAAGACCUUGAGGAGCCAGCAGCUGUGGGGAAGGUGACCCUACACCCCCUGGACUUUUGGGUGAUCGACAGCGGAGCUACCUAUAGCAUGACACCUCGCCCCGACUUGCUCACCGAACUUGAGCCGUCACCGGUGAAGCAUGUGACAUCGGCUUUGGGGCAGCGAGCAGAGGUGAAAGGCAUGGGCAAGGCCAUGUUCAAGGGUGCUGAUGGGAAGAUGGUGGGCCUCAAGAACGUGCUUUGGGUGCCCAGCCUUGCUGCAAACCUGAUUUCCGUGCGGCGGUUGGCGAAGGCCGGCAUGGACACGAACUCGAAGGGAGCCAAGACUUACACCGCGAGGAUUGGCGACCGGAUUCUAUGGGACCUUCAUGAAGACAGGGACGUCUACAAUGAGAUGUGGCAGAUCCCUGUGGUCCCUAUGCCUAAGGAGAGGCAAGUGGCAGCAAGCAUCAGUGCUAAAGGUGAAGCGGUUGGUAGCGGCGAUGGCGCGAACGGUCGCGCAAAGGAGAACGAGCUCAUGAAGAGCAAACCUGGAGAAACCAGCAAGCUCGGUGACCACAAGGAGAGUGGUGCAGCAGCUAAGGAGCAACACAAGGGUGAGGAGAACCCCAAGGCAGCAGCGAAGGAGGAGUACGGAGAGAGUAUGUGGGGCGCUAUUGCGAGCGCGGCAUUCUCCAACCCGACUUCGGCUACGGGGGAGUGUGAUUGGCUCACCUUGCAUCGGCGAAUGGGGCAUGUGGCCCUACCCAUCUUGCAGCAGCUAGUGAAGAAUGAGAUGGUUGCUGGCAUACGUGUGAAGGGGGAGCCCGAUGAGGUGCUUGGCUGCCCAACGUGCUUGCAAGCCAAGUUCACCCGUUUUCCGUUCCCUAGUUCGGAGGCAACGGCUAAGGCACCACUUGAUGAGGUGGUGAUGGACGUGGUGGGCCCCCUUAAACUUGGAGCUGCUGGAGCAGAGUACUUCCUCACCAUUGUGGAUGUCUACACUCGCAUGACGUGGGUGUACGUGCUGGCCAAGAAGAGUGACGUGGCUGAAACUUUGAAGACCGAUUGGUUCCCGAUGGUGGAGCGGCAACAAGACCGACUUGUGAAGUCGAUCCGCACCGAUCGUGGGGGAGAGUUCCUGAGCAAGGAGUUUGGGUUGUGGCUGAAGAAGAAUGGCAUUCGGCACUCCCUCACCAUGCCAUACUCCCCUGCAAUGAACGGCAUCGCCGAGAGGGCGAACCGCACGAUAACGGAGGCGGCACGCGGGUUGCUAAUUGAAGCCGGGCUACCCGACUACUUCUGGCCUGAUGCGGUGCGGAGCGCGUGCGUGGCCAAGAACAGAGUUUUGACUCAUGUGGGAGCAGACAAAUGGGUGCCCUAUGUGGAGUGGCUUGGCAGGAAGCCAAAGGUGGAUAUGCUUCGGGUGUUCGGGUGCAUGUGCAUGGCGCUUGUACCCAAGCAUCUUCGGCACAACAAGCUUGGUGCUAAGGCGGUGGACUGCAAGUUCAUGGAGAACUUCAUGUACAAGGAUUGGAAGGCGGAGAAUGAGGCGAAGAUAGGCGUGCGGUUUGGGGAGGUGAAGAGUUCCGGCUUGGAGCACGUGGAGCUGCCAUUGGAACUGAGCAGCGGCAGCACCACCACAAGGCAAUCUUCCCUUGUGAAUGGGGGAGAGGAGGCCAAGGAUGCAGAGGAAGAGGAGGAGGAGGAGGUGCAGCAAGUGAGCGAGCGUGCACCGACACUCCCUUCCCGCACUACGAGUGCUCCACGGAACCGAGCUACACCGCAGCAACGCCAAGGCCUUCAAGUCCCUGCAGCUGAGGAGGAAGGAAGGGUCAAGAGGAAGAUUCAAGCCCCUAAUAGGCUGACCUAUGAUGCGCCGGGGAAGCAGGGCAAGACGGCCCUAGCUGGAGCGGCAAUGAUGGUUGGAGACGACGAGGAGAGUGAUUACGAGGAGUGUGCCUUCGCGUUCUUCUCUCCGGUGGAGAUGCCGGGAGAACCAGCAACUCUCAAGGAGGCCUUGGAGAGUGGUGAUGCUGAGGAGUGGAAGAAGGCAAUGGAGAGUGAACUGAAGAGCAUCAAGGAGAACGACACGUACGAGUUGGUGGAGCUACCGGAGGGGCGUACGGCAAUUACGUCCAAGUGGCUCUUCAAGAUCAAGUCCGACGCCGACGGCAAGAUCGAGCGUUACAAGUCCAGGCUGGUGGCCAAGGGGUACCAGCAGAAGGAGAAUGUGGACUACAAGGAGCUGUUUGCUCCUAUGGUGAAGCCGACGACGCUGCGAACCCUGCUCGCGGGAGCCGCGAUCAAAGGAUGGGUGGUGAAGCAGCUAGACAUCGUCACGGCGUUUCUCAACGGAAUCCUCGAGGAGGAGAUUUUCAUGGCGCAGCCAGAGGGGUUUGAUGACGGCAGCGGCAGAGUGUGGAAGCUGAAGAAGGCCCUCUAUGGGCUGAAGCAGGCCCCUAGGCAAUGGUACCUGAAGCUGCGCGAAGUGUUGGAGGAGAUCGGCUUCACUCCCUCAACGGCCGAUCACUCCUUGUUCAUGCUUGGCGAGGGGGAGCAGAGGAGCUUCAUGGUGGUGUACGUGGACGACAUCCUGAUCUUCUCACCCUCCUCUGACCUUGUGAAGGAGGUGAUGCUGAAGCUGCAAGACAAAUUCAAGUGCAAGUCCCUUGGGGACGUGAACUUCUACCUCGGGCUUCACAUCGAGCGUGAUGUGGAGAAGCGGUGCAUGCGGGUGCACCAACGCAAGUACCUGGAGGCAUUGGCUGCCAACUUUGGGCAGAAUGAAGGCCAUGUGGCUACACCCUUUCCCUCUGGGUUCAAGUGUGUGAAGGGACCAGAGGAGGAGAGCGUGGGUGAAGAGGAGAGGCGCCGUUUUCACUCGUUGGUGGGCAGCCUCAUGUAUGCGGCGGUCAACACACGACCGGACGUCGCGUUUGCUACCGGGCAGCUGGCAAGGGUUGUGCAAUGCCCUAAUGAGGAGCAGGUAGCAGCUGGAAUGAGGGUGGCCAAGUACCUUGGCCAAACACCGACUGUUGGGCUGCAAUACUCGGCAGCGGCACAAAGGCGCCAAAAGGGCGCGGAUGGUGUGGAACCCGGGCGUUUGUUCCUCACCGCAUUCUCGGAUGCCUCCUAUGCUUCUGAACCAGAGGACAUGACAAGUGUUGGAGGGUUCAUUUGCUGUGUUGGUGGAGGUCCAACUGCUUGGGAGAGCAAGAAGCAGGUUGACCAAGCUUUGAGCUCGGUGGAAUCCGAGUACAUGGCACUCUUCCGUGCCGUACGGGAGAUUGUGUGGCAGCGGCGUUUGCUGGCUGAAUUGGGGGAGGAGCAGCAAGGACCUACCCCUCUCUACUGUGACAUCCAAGGAGCCAUAGCUCUAGCCAAGAACCCUGUGUUACAUGGUCUGACCAAGCACAUGAGGGUGAAGUGGCAUUGGACGAGGAGCAUGGUGGCCGCGGGUGAAGUUGAGCUGCGCUACGUGAAGACGACGGGGCAGCCGGCAGACAUGAUGACUAAGAGGCUGGUGGAGCAGCAGCAUUGGAAGUGUUGCAAGCUGGCUGGGAUGGCUCUGAACUGA
This is a messenger RNA of Closterium sp. Yama58-4, 11133 nucleotides long. The record is from the annotation of a GenBank genome assembly. NCBI's taxonomy places the organism in Eukaryota, Viridiplantae, Streptophyta, Zygnematophyceae, Desmidiales, Closteriaceae.